Molecule: messenger RNA, 2335 nt
Organism: Homarus americanus (American lobster)
Lineage: Eukaryota; Metazoa; Arthropoda; Malacostraca; Decapoda; Nephropidae
Product: ALK tyrosine kinase receptor-like
Exons: 4
Coding region: 1-1407 (468 amino acids)
Biological process (GO): positive regulation of kinase activity; regulation of neuron differentiation; multicellular organism development
Cellular component (GO): signaling receptor complex; membrane
Molecular function (GO): ATP binding; transmembrane receptor protein tyrosine kinase activity
Source: RefSeq, a predicted model, not a curated record
AUGGAUGGCUCACAUCACUCGUCAGCCCCUAACAACAUAACUACCUUAUUCUUUGCUUGCCUCACACAGGACCGCCCCUCAGCGCUAAUGAUGAGGGACUUGCUCACGUGUGCUAUGGACGUAGCUAAGGGCUGUGAGUACCUGGAGGAGAAUCAUUUCAUCCACAGAGACAUCGCCGCCCGUAACUGUCUCCUCACCACUAAGGGACCCGGCAGAGUCGUCAAAAUAGCCGACUUUGGUAUGGCCAGAGAUAUUUACAGAAACGACUACUACAGGAAAGGUGGCAAGGCUAUGUUACCUGUUAAGUGGAUGCCGCCUGAAGCCUUCCUGGACGGCAUCUUUACCUCUAAAACUGACGUCUGGUCCUUCGGGGUGUUGCUGUGGGAGGUGAUGUCCUUGGGUUACAUGCCAUACCCAGGACGAGGUAACCAGGAGGUGAUGCAGCUAGUGACCAACGGAGGACGCCUCGAGCCACCCACCAACUGCCCCGGGCCCGUGUACCGCAUCAUGACCCAGUGUUGGCACCCCAUACCUGACGAGCGGCCCACCUUCACCACCAUACUGGAGCGGCUCGGAUACUGUAUACAGGACCCGGAUGUAGUGAGUCACGUGCUGCCAGUGUUCCAGCGGCCGCCGUCAGCUGAGCGGGACGCGACGGUGAUGCGACCGCUGGACAACGACUCUUGUCUCACUGUAUCGCGACGCUCCGACGAGCCUCAGAGUCCCGCGUCCACCGACUACCUGAUCCCCCUGCCAUCCUCCUACUCCCUCUCCACAGUUCGCUCUGAACUGAACUCUACGCCCUCUCUGGACUCUGGCACAGACUGCUGUCAGAUGGAAAGGCUCUUGGACGCCGCCCCUCCUCCUCCUCCACCACCCACCUGGGAGACCAGCUUCACCAACGAGCCCCCGCCACCUGCCGCUGUCACCCAUCCGCGCAACAAGCCAGUGCCCCCGCCCACGAGUAUGGCCUCACGCACGCCCUCACACACACCCUCAAGGAUGGCAGAGUCUCAGUCCACGCAGCCAUUGCUCAAGUCUUCACCCCCCGGCUCCCCGCGCUCACAAGAGGCCCGUGAGCGACUCAUGCGCCCUGGCGAGCGGCCAGAACCCAACCCCAUGAUACCCAUGCAGACUGUGGGCGCCACGCGGGACCGCCCACGUUCUCACCACUACCACCCACAUCGUUACAACAACAGCGGCAGUAGUAACAACAGCAGCAGUAGCAACAGCAGUAGCACCAACAGUAGCAACAGCGCGAACAGCAACAGUAGCGCCAGUACCCUGCCUCUGGACCCCACCGCCCUACCCUGCAUCCCGCCGCCCCUGCAGUACGUCAACGUCCAGGUGCGUCACGAGCCCUACAUCAUCCACGAGACGCGGGAACACCGCGAGAUCUCCUGCUAAAGUACACCUGCUGCUGCAUAUGACUACAGCUGCUCUAAGACUACAGCUGCUGCUUCCCUUAUGGUACAGCGCUGCUGUGCCUCCCACCCCCCAGGGUGAUGGCAGACGGUAGGUCACCAGUGUGGGCUCACCUGCCAUCUUACCAGGAUACAAUGAAAUGAAUCGUUCAUUCUUGGAGUUGUUAAUCACUGACUGCUUCAGCCAACCUGUGUGCACGUCCAGGGUGUACACUUAGCCGGACCUCUAGCGAGUACACACAGCCGGUGACAGUGUGCUGGACAAGACUGUGAGGGCGCUUAGGCGAGCUGGCCUUCAGUGCCACUAUCAGGUGGCACUCAGCCGCCACCAGCAACGAAAAUAUAACCUUUGGGAUCUUAGGUGGUGCACAGUGAACUCUGGUGACCCAAGAUCUUGUGUGAAUGUAUUGCAGUGCCAAAUAUAAGAUGAACAGUAUUAACUACUAGUGAAAGCAAAAGUGUAAUGGUAAUUUUUAUAACUUUUGUGAGAGGUAAAAGAUGAUGGUAUAUAGACCAUCUCCCCGGCACCGGCUGUCACAGUGUCGUCGCCUCAUAGACGCUGAUGCGAAGAGUGAAAUUAUGUAUUUAUAUAUAACACUGAUCCUUCUUUACUUAAGGUAAAUGGAGACUUGACCGUCGUCUCCCCAACUCUGAAGACCUCGUGAUCUUCACAUACUAGUUAUAAGGUCGGAAAGACGUGUGAUGUUUAGGUGUAAGGAAGCUCAAGGGGUUGUGGAAAAUUACUUCACACGACGCAUGUAAGGUGUGUCGGGCCGGGUCAUGUGAGGCUCGAGGUACAGCCACACCACCACUACCACACCACUAUCGCCACACUACCACCACGGUACACCAUCACCACCAUCCACUACACCACCAUCCGCCACACCAUCAUCCACUACACCAUCAUCCAC